Messenger RNA from Exophiala spinifera, 5640 nucleotides. RefSeq lists its product as uncharacterized. Lineage: Eukaryota; Fungi; Ascomycota; Eurotiomycetes; Chaetothyriales; Herpotrichiellaceae. The record is from RefSeq and is a predicted model, not a curated record. The transcript has a single exon. Gene Ontology annotation, cellular component: nucleus. Gene Ontology annotation, molecular function: protein binding; ATP hydrolysis activity; ATP-dependent chromatin remodeler activity. The coding region runs from base 1 to 5640 and encodes 1879 amino acids.
AUGGACUCUUCGAACGAGCAGGACGAUGACGCCAGGAACUGGUCUAUUGACCGAGUGGUCCGCGAGCUGUGUCACAAUCCAACACCUUGUUGGUCAGCUGUGGUCCAACGCCAAGUUAUGCCUGACCAGCAGUUCCUAGAAGAUGUCAUCCGCCAGAAUCACUUAGACGGCGACAACCUCCUUGCUCUAGACAUGUCGGUGCUGAGGGAUGACUUGGGGCUCGCAUCGUUCGGCCAAAGAAGAGCCAUGAUGAAAGUCAUCGACUAUCUUCGAUCAACCUCACCAAGCUAUCAACAGAUGGCUUUUCAGGCCGAUGGUAUGGCAAGAAUGCAGUCAGAAAUGUAUACCCCUCAGCUUGUGCAGUCAAGGACGCCGAUGACACACAAGUCGCCCUCGUACAUUGGACUUGGCGUCAUACCCUCUGUCGAGCCUCGCUUGCCAACUCGCUCACCCUUCCUGAAGUCCAUUGUCGAGCCGCAGGCUAGUCACGAACCACUGCCCCCGAUGACCAAAUCUCCUUUUGGUGAGUAUGCUCCAAAAUCUGGAAGCCCGCUCGCCACGGUUGCACCACAAGCAACGAGACCAUCGCCUUCCACAAAUGCAACAGAGACUUUCAUGGAAAGAAGUCAAGCAGCUCCUGCGACAGGAAUAUCCAGACCUGGAAGUCUCGAGGCUCGCUCCACGGAAGCACGGCGACCUCAUCAGGAGCCUCCUCUUAUCACCACUCAAAAGAAGAAGAAGAAAAUAGCCCCGACUUCUGUUGCCCAGCAGCAGGAAGUAGUUGUUGAGGCAUCUAGUACCUCAUACUUGCCACGAUCGGCCAUGCCAUUGCAGGAUAUGUUCUACCAUAAGAUCUCCAGUGAUUUUGGUGACACUUUUUAUCGUCCUCUACUGGACGAGUCCACUACCUUUGUAACCGGAGGUCGAUAUCCUACUGGUCAAAGACUGAACGUUGCUAGCCACAUCAGGCACUUCUUCCGGCAGAGUGUGACAAAGCUACCCGGUAAUGGAGCCCUCGUCAAGAUACCCUAUCAACUCUAUCCUCCAGGUCGAGGGUUUAAGCCACAUUCAGAAUCAUACUUCACGCUCUUCAAACAGAACGGCGACCAACCUCGGGUUUUUCGUGCUCAGGACUAUCCCGAACUAAGCAAACUUGGCGAACCCGAUGGGCCUGAAGUACAGCUCGUCCCUAUCUCUUCCAAGGUUGACCCAUUUGAGCAGAAGCAAGAUGAACAAGCUGGCUGGACCGACUUUGACUAUCUCCUUGAAAAAUACCCGGUGGAAGAUUCUGAUCGGGUCCUUCCUGUUUAUGGUGAUUCCAGCGACGAGGGUGAAUUAGAUGAGGAAACCUGGGCAGAAAUCGAGGCCGAACAACUUGAAAAGAACAAGGCCACCAAAGCGCUGACAGCGGACGAGGUAAGUGCCGUCAUUGAUGAAGGGAUCAGUGAGAUACGACAAGACUGGCGGGACACAAAAUUGCCAAAGAUCCAAUUGAAAGCCUACCGCAUAUGGAUGGAUGCUGCCAGAAGGAAGCAGCGUCUUCAAAAGCUGAACUAUCUCAAGCACGAAAAAGAGCGUUUUGACAAAAUGAUCAAGAAGAUCAUAAAGGCCAUGAUGGACGAUAUUUGGCAUAACGCCAAUGAAGUCAAGAAGCAGUGUCAAAGUCUUGAAGCUUCCGUCCAUCAACAAGAAGAAUUUUGCCAUUACGAGACAAUGUUGAGUCAAGAUACUGCCCCAGAGCGUCCCACUAAGCGAGCGUUGAAAGCGGUCCGGCCACGUCAGCAGCCAGUCCUCGAAGAUGGCGAGGAGCUUAUCAAUUCCGAUUCAGAGCCAUUCAGCGAGAUAGAAGAAGACUUUCUGGUCGACGAUUCAUCCGAAGCGGGUUCCAUUCACCAUGAACCGGAAGCAGAGAGCUGGACUCCAGUGAUACCUAAAGUCACGAGAGAUGAAUUCAAUGCCACUGAACUUAUGCACAACGCUGAUCACAUCGACUCUGACAAGAGGCCGUCAUUAGAAGCUGACAAAAUUAUGGACACCACUGAUGCCCAGGCAAAUGAUGCAGAUAUCGAAACAAGUGAUGAUGAGGUUAUCACACCUGCGCGGAGGAAGCACUUGAUUCAACACUCAACACCACGGACCACUAACCCUAAUAAUGUACUUCGAAUCCCUCCAGACCCAAGUUCAUCGACUGACGAUGACUCGGAAGACGAUAAUGCGGCUUCUAAUAGGCCAUCACGUCUUUCUCAGACAAGUGCCAGACGUCAAGGUCGCAGGAAGUCAGAGUAUGUGGACUUAACAUUCUCCAGUCCUGAGCGAGGGUCUAAUCAAAGUGCUGUCGAGGACAGUACGGAUUUUUCUGUCCAUACUCCAGAGCUUAAUCCACUCCCAAAGACCGAGCCACUUGGAGCUUCAAAGAAGGAGAAAUCUGGUUCGCCAUCUCUGACUCAGACCAUGCAUCGUCUGUUCGAUGAUGAUUCUGCUUUGCCGCCAGUUCAGGAUGUGGAGCGUAUGCGUCACGAUAUUGAAUGGAAGCACCUCGAGCGACUUGCCGAUGAAUGUAAGCCUGACAGGCGCCGAGCACUUGCAAAAGCCCUCUAUGAAUUGGACAGAGACGUGAUCAGCAAACUGAAGAAAUUCUUGGAGACUCUGACCGUGCAUAGCCGCCAAAGUGUUUUGGUCAAUGGUUUACUUGAACUUGGUGGCGAUGACCAUGAGAUUCAAGGCGUCAAAGCGAGAUAUCAGCCGAGCGCCCAUACGUUGAUACUUCUCUACAUCACCUUUGUUUGUGGUCAAAAUAUGUUUGAAUCGGCUUCCAACCUUACGGAACGAAGCCGUAACGAGGCUUACAACGACAUUGACAAAACGUCGAAACACUUCUUUGAACUUCUGUCUACUUUCAUAGUGCUCUUCGAAAAAGACGAUCAGCAGCAGCAAAGCUCACUGGAAGGCACAAAGAAGAGGAAAAGACAUCAAAUUGAUUCCCCGGUGGAGCUUGUGGAUGACAGCGACUUCCCUCCUACUGAUACGUCGACUGAUCAAUUAGAGCUUGUAAUUCCAGGCUCUGCUCAUAAAAAGAGAAAGCGCAAAGUUGAGGAGAGUCAAGAAGCGAAGACUUUGCAGAAGAGCGAUCAACUGCGAAUUCAGGAGCAAGAGCAGAGGCGUCAAAAAAUGGCGGAGAAGUUCGCUCAGAUGACAGCAGAAGGUCAACCAAUAUUGGCUCCCAUAAACACUACAGAACCUUACAUCCAUCUUCACCCACAUAUUGCGCAACGUGUCAAGCCACAUCAGCUGAAUGGCAUACAAUUCAUGUGGCGAGAGAUCAUCGACGACCCUAAGCAUCAGGGUUGUAUAUUGGCGCACACUAUGGGACUAGGUAAAACAAUGCAGGUGAUAUCUCUGCUCGUCACGAUCUCAAUUUGCAGUCAAAGUGACAACCCAGAAGUCCGAUCUCAGAUACCCGUUCACCUCAGAAAGCGCAAAACACUCAUCCUUUGCCCCGCCACGCUCGUGGACAACUGGUAUGAUGAGCUAUUGAUGUGGACUCCUGACCCGAACAUCCUAGGCACGAUCUACAAACUUGACACUUCGAGUUCAAAGAUGAUAUCUGACUGGGCUCGAACCGGUGGACUCUUGCUUGUUAGCUACGAACGUUUCAGACGCAUCGUGGUUGAUUGUCAGAAAGCUAAGUUGGCCAAUGUUGUCAAUAUAGACCUGGAACGGAUUUUGCUGGAUGAGCCGACUCUUGUCGUUGCAGACGAGGCCCAUAAACUAAAGAAUCCUCUCUCGACCACGAACAAAGUAGCAAGUCAGCUAAAAACCACAAGCCGAAUCGCUCUGACGGGUUCGCCUUUGAACAACCAUCUUGAAGAAUACUACACCAUGGUCAACUGGAUCUCCCCUGGCUAUCUAGGGAACCUUGUGCAGUUCAAAUCAAAAUACUCUGAACCGAUAAUUGCAGGACUCUACGCUGAUAGUACUGGUUUCCAGAAGCGUUUGGCACUCAAGAAACUUCACGUACUAAAGCGAGAUCUGGACCCUAAAAUAAAGCGGGCAGACAUUUCUGCGAUUGCCAAGGACAUGCCUCCCAAGACGGAAUUCUUCAUCACUCUACCUCUCACUGAUAUUCAGACAAAGGCUUACAAUGUCUACGCCACACACAUGUCCGAGUUAAUGCAGCAGAAAAAGGGAAAUGCAGCAACCGCCAGUAUCUGGUCCUGGAUGAAUAUGUUGUCAUGGCUUUGCCAUCAUCCGUCAAUCUUCCUAUCAAAGAUGAAAGAAAGAGCAGAACUCGAAGUGAGUAGACAAGACAGAGGAGGUCAAACCAGCGGUGUUGACGAUUCAUCUUUGUUGCUCGAGGAUGGAGAGCUAUUUGCAGCCGACGAUCUCGACGACAAUCCCGAACUUGACAACAACCUCGACCUUGACAACAAUCUCGAACUUGACGACAAUCCUGACCUUGACGCAACUGGUCCCAUGAGUGAGGCUUUACAGAGAGUUCAGGACAUUAUGAGGGACUUGAUCAAUGACCCAGAACUGAUGAGAGAUCCCUCUCUUUCCUAUCGCACUCUAGCAGUCAAGAAACUCAUCCGACAAAUCGUAGCAGUGGGUGACAAGGUGCUCAUCUUUUCGCACAGCAUCCCUACUCUAAACUUCCUCGAAAAGAUGCUGAAGAAGAUGAAGUGCUCGUACUGCCGACUUGAUGGAAGUACUAAGCUGUCUAGCCGGCAGGCUGCGACAAAGGCGUUCAACAAUAAAGACACGCAUCAAGUGUUCCUUCUGUCCACAAGAGCUGGGGCAUUGGGAUUGAAUCUCCAGGGUGCCAAUCGAGUCAUCUUGUUUGACUUUGGCUUCAACCCAGCUUGGGAAGAACAAGCAAUCGGGCGAGCGUACCGCCUCAACCAGAAAGCGCCUGUUUUUGUAUAUCGCUUUCAAGCUGGUGGAACAUUCGAGGACAACUUAUUCAAUACCUCCAUCUUCAAAACGCAACUUUUUGGCCGAGUUGUCGACAAAAAGAAUCCCAGGAGGCAGGCGACGAAAAAGUUUGCCGAGCACCUUGCUCCCGUGAAAGAAGUCACAAAACAGGACUUUACGGAUUGCCAGGGGAAAGAUCCAAAUGUUCUUGAUGCUAUCAUUAAGGAUAUGGACUUUAUUUGCAAAAUCGUCUUAACUGAGACUUUCCAGAAAGAAGACGAUGAGAGGCUCAAUGAAGAAGAGCAAAAGGAGGCCGAGGCUGAGUAUCAAGACCAGCAACUCCUCCGGCAGGAUCCUGUUGCAUAUGAAGCGAAGAAAAGAGCGGACGCAAGAAAGGCCGAAGCAGAUCGCGUGGCCAAUUAUGGUUUCCCAGGAAAUUUUCAGGCUUCCAACGAGGUGAUGCGCUUUAGUACGCUGGCUCACAACCAUUAUCAGGCAUCGCGGGGACCUUCGAACACGAAGGCGUCCACUCCGACAUAUCCCAAUGUACCACCUCCUUUCCACCGUCAGGAUCUAGAUCGUCCUCGUUCAACGGAGAGUGCUCCUACGACUCAGUCAGGAUGGGCAUAUGAUGAUACGUUCCGCGAAAUUCUCCAGCACACGGAUCCGAAGACGACCUCCCGAAGUGUCGAUGAUGGAGACGUGCCCAUGAACGGUCCGACCCGGUAG